Drosophila busckii is the source of this 978-nucleotide messenger RNA. RefSeq names its product E3 ubiquitin-protein ligase MARCH5. NCBI's taxonomy places the organism in Eukaryota, Metazoa, Arthropoda, Insecta, Diptera, Drosophilidae. The record is from RefSeq and is a predicted model, not a curated record. Bases 1 to 978 code for a protein of 325 amino acids. Gene Ontology annotation, molecular function: zinc ion binding. The transcript has 2 exons.
AUGGCCGAGGCCACAAGUGGUCACCGCGAAUCGGAGCGCACCUGCUGGAUCUGCUUUGCCACGGAGUCGGAGAACCGUUUGGCCGUCUGGCGACAUCCGUGCCAGUGCCGCGGCAGCACCAAGUGGGUGCACGAGAGUUGCCUCUAUCGCUGGAUCGAUGAGAAGCAGAACGGCAAUUCCCGCAUGAAAGUCACUUGCAUGCAAUGCCGGGUGGAGUACCUCAUCAUAUUCCCGCAGGCAGGUGCGUUCACUAUGCUGCUGGAGCGGGCGCAGGAUGUGAUACGGCAGUGCAGUCCGUUUGUUGCCGCCAGCGCCUUUCUCGGCUCCAUCUACUGGACGGCGGUGACUUUUGGUGGCAUAACGGUGCUCCAGGUGCUUGGCCAGCAGCGCGGCAUGGAGCUGAUCGAGCGCGGCGAUCCGUUCUUUCUGCUCGUCGGCCUGCCCUUCAUACCCGUCGGCCUCAUCCUAAGCCGCCUCAUACGCUGGGAGGAGGCGCUGCUGCGCCCAAGCCCGCCCGCCCGGCCGCCGCAUUGUUAUCUCUCCAGCCGCUGGUGCCGACGACCGGCGGACUUUGCCCGCAUCUUCUGUGGCGCCAUAUUGCUGCCCAGCAUUUCCAUGCUCGUCGGCAAUCUGCUGUACAGCAAGAAGGCCGCCAGUCCGCUCCAGCGCACGCUUCUCGGCGGCUUCACCUUCAUCGCUCUCAAGGGCAUCCUCAAGAUCUAUAUGCGCCAGCGCCAAUAUCUACACAAGAGCCGGCGCCACAUUGUCGACUACACCGAGGAGAAUGUGCGUCAGUAUGCGCCCCCAGCCACGCCCUCGACACAAGCAUCGCGUCAAUUUGCAGGACGAGAUGAGCAGGAAGCAGCAGUAGCAGCAGUAGCUACGGAGACGCUGACGCCCACGCAGGAUGCAGAGGAUGUGCGUCAGCAACUGGUGGUCAGUGUGCCAGAUUGUCCCUAUACACUGCUAAUAAGCUAA